Messenger RNA from Pezoporus flaviventris, 1727 nucleotides. It is a transcript of the gene MPV17L, whose product is annotated as MPV17 mitochondrial inner membrane protein like. The record is from RefSeq and is a predicted model, not a curated record. NCBI's taxonomy places the organism in Eukaryota, Metazoa, Chordata, Aves, Psittaciformes, Psittacidae. Gene Ontology annotation, cellular component: cytoplasm; membrane. The coding region runs from base 508 to 1098 and encodes 196 amino acids. The transcript is spliced from 4 exons.
GCAACCGCGCAGGUGCUCAGGUGCGCACCAGCCCCGCACAAUCAGGCAGCGGAAACCAGACUGCGAAACAACAGCAAAUUUGAAAAGAAAACCCCAUAACGUGCUCACGUAAGCAAGCGACAAGGAGAUAAUUAGACAAUAAGCGAACAGCGCCUAGUUUUCACUUGUCUCUUAAUCAUUGCAGCAAUACUGUGCGGUACAUCCAUAGUGCGACCUAGACCAAAGCCCAGCAAGACACAGUAACCUACUUCUGCGUGAACUUAAGACCACGAGCCAGAGCCCGGGUACCUUGCGGCCACCCACGAGCCCAUCGGCGACCGGCGCGGGGAGUCCGAGCGCGGGUCCCACCGCAGCUUGCCGGCCCUUAACUGCAGGGGCAGGCCCGGCUGCGGUGGCACCCGGGCGGGGAGCUCCGAGGGUACGCGCGGACCGCAGGGAGGGCGGUGGCGGCGGGCGGGCCUGCGAGGAGGCGGAGGAGGCGACGGCGGGCGGAAGAGGCGGCAGACGAUGGCCGGGGCGCUGCUGCGUGGCGGAGUGCGCCGCUUCCCCUGGCUCUGCAACGUGCUACUGUACGGCGGGCUCUUCGCGGCGGGAGACGCGGCCCAGCAGCUGUGGCGGCGGCGGGGGCAGCCGCCCGACUGGGCGCAGACGCGGCGAGUGGCGCUGGUGGCUCUCGCCUUCCACGGCAACUUCAGCUACGUCUGGCUGCGGGCGCUGGAGCGGGCGCUGCCCGGCCGCCGCCCGCCCGCCGUCCUCGGCAAGGUGCUCUGCGACCAGCUCCUAGGCGCCCCCGUCGCCGUCCUCGCCUUUUACACGGGUAUGAGCAUCCUUCAGAAGAAAGAGGAUAUCUUUUCAGACUGUAGAAAGAAAUUUUGGAAUACAUAUAAGACGGGACUGAUGUAUUGGCCUUUCGUGCAGCUGUCAAACUUCAUUUUUGUGCCUGUUUACCUGCGAACAGCUUAUACUGGGCUCUGUGGUUUUGUUUGGGCUGCCUUCCUUUGCUUUUCCCAACAGAGUGGAGAUGGCACAGCAAAGUCAGCACUUACGUGGCUCAAAAGAGAGGAGGUUAAUGCAGAUGAAGAUUCAUCAGAGAAAUAAGAACUUUAGUUACAAACACAGUCUAAAUUGUUAAACUGAGUUUAUGGAAGUCUGUAAACUGCACUGCAGCCUCAUUGCUGUGUUUAAAAUAAGCAGUCAUCUCAACAUUUGUUGGUUAGUAUAAGCACUGGAACAGUUUGUCUUUGUGCCUGUUUAUUUUUCAUAGAAGAGGCCAAUUGUAUAUUGGCAUUUAAUUAUUUUCAUGCUGCCAGCCCAUCUCUUCUGGGAACAAAUGCCUUACAGGGCAAUGUAAGCGUUUGCACAUCAUGUUGGACCUACUCACUGGGGAGAAAUAUUAACUAAUUAAACUUACAAGCAACUUGUAAUUGCUAGAAAAAGAGGAAUAGAAGGUUAAAUCAUCAAUUACUGGACUUGGUAAUUGUUACCAGUGCAAGAUUGCUUUUGCAGAACAAAGUUUAGUGGCUUUCUUAUCUAAAAAGUGUCAUUGAAUCUGUUUAAUCCAGAGAAAACAGAAGUGCUGUGUUUUGCAGGGACCACUUUUCUGUAGGGGCAAGCUUGCUUUAUUCUACAUAUAGAAAAUAAUUAUUUCAUAGAAUGUACAAACCUGAAAUAUAUUUGCAUAUCUUUUAUCUUAACUGUGAGAAUAAAGAUAAAUAACUUCAAUCAGA